Messenger RNA from Eublepharis macularius, 2386 nucleotides. Its product is annotated as cyclin-dependent kinase inhibitor 1-like. Gene Ontology annotation, cellular component: nucleus. The record is from RefSeq and is a predicted model, not a curated record. The coding region runs from base 45 to 500 and encodes 151 amino acids. Lineage: Eukaryota; Metazoa; Chordata; Lepidosauria; Squamata; Eublepharidae. Gene Ontology annotation, biological process: regulation of mitotic cell cycle; signal transduction by p53 class mediator. The transcript has 2 exons. Gene Ontology annotation, molecular function: cyclin-dependent protein serine/threonine kinase inhibitor activity.
AUUGUCACUCUGUGCUGGUAACUGAAAGGCAAAAAGGAGAGAGAAUGGAGCCAAGAUCCACAAAAACAAACUCUGCGCGGAGGAUUCUCUUUGGUUCUGUGGACCCCAGUCAGCUGCAGCAGGACUUCCAGUGCAUGUUGCAUGCAAGCAUGGAGAAGGCCAAGCAAAAGUGGAACUUUGACUUCUUGUGUGAGAGGCCAGCAGAAGGUCUUCUGCAGUGGGAAGUGCUGCAGGACGAGGAGGUGCCAGCGUUUUACCGCACUGGUGUGGUAGGGGAGGCUCGUAAACCCCUGCAGCCUGUGAACCGGAUGGUAGCCAAGGAAGCCCAAACUUACCACACAAUAAAACUGAUAGAGAAAGCCAGACCUGCCAAGAAGACAGGAGGGGAAAAGAGCCAAGCAAGAAAGAAGCAAAGACAGACAUCUUUGACGGAUUAUUACAUCACAAAGAAGCAAGUGAGAAUGGAAAUGCAAACUCCUGAAAAGAAAGUGGCCUUCUAGAAAGGAGCAUUGUUAGCAUAAGGGUAAAUGUUCAAAAUACUGUGUAUGAACACAUUGUAAAUGCCAUCAUAUGGCUGUUCAGAGUGUAUGUUUUUUUAAAACUUACAUGUAUUGACUUUCCAGCUUCAGCUUGACAGUCAGCAAUGGUAGAGGGAGUCAGAAGAGCAAAGCCGGUGUUUCAGGCCCUUCUUGCCCAGUUAAAAAUACAGCCCCUGUUAAAAAUUGGUUGCUGAUGCUGUGACAAUUAAAGUAGCUGAGCUUGCACAGAGAAUAGGAAGUGAUGCCUGUGGCAUUACACUUGUGUAAAUCCAGUUACCUCAGCUAAGAAUCUGCUAGCCAGUUGUCCAUCUGGAAGGGUAUGUUUUUCACUGUCGCCCCAAUUGAAGUGUCCAGGUUUUGUGGCAGGUUCCUCCUGUUCAGAUCGUGGUCCGAUGUGCUCUUGGCAAGCCAGUUUCUCACCUCGGCAGGGUGCCAGGAGGUCUCUCAUCUAAGCAGAGAUUACAGCAUGAAGCAGAGAGCAACCAUGUGGUCCCAUUCUUGUUGGUAUCUCCGUGUGGCCCUUGUAAGUGGCCCUAAGGGACGUUUUAAGCCUGUGCUGCUGGUUGUGCUUCACAUUGACACCGCAAUCUGGUUGUCGGAGGUGCUGGGCUUCAAAAUGUUCAGUGUCUUGAAAAACUAAAUGUUGGACUAAAUGUGCAGGAUUAUCAAUAAUGUCAAUAGGAUAAAAUCUAAUGUUCUGAAACUUUGCUAAUUAUUUCUGUCAGUUAAAAAAAAUCUCUGUGCCUCAAUGACAUUUUAGAUAUCCAUAGUUUGCAUUCAUAAAAUGGGUGUGCAUUGCGGUCUGCUCGGUCCUUGGCCGGACCGCUGUUUUCCUUGUCCUCAGCAAGCAAUCAAAAUGAGAGGUUAAGUCCUUGGGGUGAACAUCAUGCAUGUCUAGAAGGCUGGGUUUGGCCACAGGUUACCUAGUCAUGUUGACCGUAUCAAGGGAUGAGGUUACAUAUCAGAACUUCCCAUCAACAUUCUUCACCACCACCCCAAAAAGCAAAAACAUACCGCCUAUCUGAAAAAUAUCUUUUUAUGAAUGGGAGGUACACUGUUCAAGCUCUUUUAAAGCUGUCUCAUAAAGUAUUUUCAGAUGUAAGGCAGAGAGAAAAUUGCACUAGGAAUUAAUCAUGAACACUGUGCUACAUAACUAGACCACUGAUACUCCUGACCUCUGUGGUAGAAUGGCAGAUCUACGUAUCUUCUUAGCUGGCAGCCAAGUUCUCCCACUCAGAGAAGCAUGUGCUCCUGUCUUUGAAAAUGGGAAAGAGCAUCACAGCCUGCUCUGGGCCUUGUUUCUGUCUUUUUGUCAGCACAAAAACCAACUCUGAAAUCUCUUUCUGUUAAAGACCCUGGCUGCAACUGAGGCAGCUCUAAGAUGGAAUAUUUUUCAACAUUUGUUGUCUUCAGGAUAAUCAAAGAAUUUAAGCAGUGACUUUGCAAAACUAUCACAUCUGCUGUGUCAGGACUUGCUUAUUUCCAUUUAUAUUUGUUAGUGUAGAUAUGCGUCUAAAGCAUCUGCUACUAACAGGAUUUUUUUUUAAAAAAAUCUUUGUUAAUAGGUGAAAUCAUUCUGUUUGUUGUUAAGUUCUUGUGCCUUUUUCUUCAAUUCAGUUCACCAAUCUAAUGAUUAAUUUGGGUCAGCACAGUUCAUCCUGCUGUCCAGAAAGGUUUUUAUGAUGUUAAAAUCAACGCUGCUCUGGGGGGAAUUUGCUUUUCUUAGCUUGGACUGUUGUUGUAAUAUGGUUCAGCAAAUCAGCCUCAUCAGUAUUUAUUAUAUCAUUUAGUUAUACAUGGUGGAUGUUUGCAGUGUUAUCAAUAAAAUCUGGUUUCUACAGAUGGCU